This is a messenger RNA of Trichoderma reesei QM6a, 1062 nucleotides long. RefSeq lists its product as uncharacterized. The transcript has a single exon. NCBI's taxonomy places the organism in Eukaryota, Fungi, Ascomycota, Sordariomycetes, Hypocreales, Hypocreaceae. Gene Ontology annotation, molecular function: acyltransferase activity, transferring groups other than amino-acyl groups. The record is from RefSeq and is a predicted model, not a curated record. The annotation marks the transcript as partial.
AUGCCGGCCGCCGUCGAUGACCCGACCGGCCCCACAAUCCAUCGGGUCUCCGGCCAGCCUCCGUUCCCGGACCCGAACAACCCGGUGCUGCCGCCGGACAUCGUGCCUCGUCGGGUGACACUAAGAGACCGGCAGACGGUGGCGACGAUUGUGCCGCUGGCGUCGCGGCACCAGGUGCCCGCAUCGCUGGCGGCGUACCUGUGCGCGCAGAUCAACAAGGAGAUUGACGGCGGCGACACGUACCCCUUGAUGGACGCCUUUACCACCGACGCCUUUGCCGACUUCUGGUUCCAGAACUUUGGCGCCGUCAUGCUGCUGGGGCACAUUGAGAGCGCCGACAAGGUGCCUGAUGGCGCCGACUGGGCCAAGGAGUGCCUGGGCAGCUUCUACAUCCGACCCAACUACCCGGGCCGCAGCAGCCACGUCUGCAACGGCGGCUUCCUUGUCACCGACGCGUCCCGCAACCGCGGCGCCGGCCGGUUGAUGGGCGAGGCCUACAUUGACUGGGCGCCGCGGCUGGGCUAUACGUACAGCGUCUUCAACCUCGUCUACGAGACCAACGUAGCGUCGUGCAAAAUCUGGGACGCCCUGGGCUUCAAGCGCAUCGGCCGCGUCAAGGGCUGCGGCAGCCUCAAGAGCUACCCGGGCCGCUUCAUCGACGCAAUCAUCUAUGGCCGCGACCUGGCCCCCGGCGGCGAGGAGAUAGCGGAGGAGCUGGUGAUUGAGGAGCGCUUCGACAAGAUCAAGUACUACCUCAAGUACGGCAAGUACCCCAACGGCGCCGACCGCGCCGAGAAGAGCCGCCUGCGUAGCGCCGCCACGCACUACAAGCUGCUCGAUGGCGACAAGCUCAUGCUCAAGGAUAAGGAGGUCAUCUCGGACCCGCAGCGGCAGUACGAGAUUGCGCGCAGCGUCCACGUUAUGCAUCACGGCGGCAUCAACAAGACCACGGCCACCAUCGCCGAGAAGUACCACUGGAGCCGCAUCAAGGAGACCGUCAGCGACGUCAUACGCGCCUGUCCCGAGUGCAAGGAACUCGGCAAGACGCCCAAUCCGGGUGGC